Messenger RNA from Periophthalmus magnuspinnatus, 924 nucleotides. RefSeq names its product olfactory receptor 11A1-like. Gene Ontology annotation, molecular function: G protein-coupled receptor activity; olfactory receptor activity. The record is from RefSeq and is a predicted model, not a curated record. Gene Ontology annotation, biological process: G protein-coupled receptor signaling pathway. Bases 1 to 924 code for a protein of 307 amino acids. The transcript has a single exon. Lineage: Eukaryota; Metazoa; Chordata; Actinopteri; Gobiiformes; Gobiidae. Gene Ontology annotation, cellular component: membrane.
AUGGGUAACUCCAGUCAGGUUUCCCACUUCACUCUGGGAGCCUAUUAUGAAACUGGGCUUUUGAGAUGGCUGUAUUUCCUUAUCAUAUUGUCAGUGUAUAUUCUUAUCGUGCUUUCCAACCUGCUCCUUAUUGUUGUUAUAUGUUCGAACAGAACUCUACAUGAACCUAUGUACCUUUUUCUCUGUAGUUUAUUUGUGAAUGAACUGUAUGGCAGCACUACGUUAUUUCCAUUUCUCUUGGUCCAGAUAUUGUCAGACUCACACUUGAUUCCAAUUCCUUUUUGCUUCUUACAGAUUUUCUGCAUGUAUCACUAUGCAAGUGCUGAGUUUUUCAUGUUAGCUGCCAUGUCAUACGAUCGCUACAUGGCUAUCUGCUUUCCACUGCAGUACAACACUAAAAUGAAUGUCACAAAAGUGUCUCUCCUCAUUUUCCUGAGCUGGUUUGUUGCGUUUGUGGGAAUUGCAGUUAUGACGUCUUUGAGUGUGCCUUUAAAACUGUGUGGCACUAUAAUAGACAGGAUCAUAUGCGGGAACUACUCCAUUGUUAAACUGGCCUGUUUCAACACGAAAGCGAACAACAUCUUUGGUUUGUUAUACACUCUUCUCUCCGUGGUCCCUACCCUUAGCCUUAUCUUGUUCACAUACGUGCGCAUCCUUCAAGUGUGUUUUAGUGGGUCCAUGGACAUGCGGCACAAGGCUCUGGGCACCUGCGCGCCUCACCUCCUGUCUGUGCUAAACUUCUCCUUUGGCUGUUCGUUCCAGAUUGUUCAGAGCAGGUUUGACAUGAACUCUAUUAAUCGUGUGGUGGGGAUACUGCUGACUCUUUAUUUUUUAACUGUUCAGCCUUUGUUCAGUCCAGUCGUGUAUGGACUCAAAAUGUCUAAAAUCAAAGAUCUAUGUAAACGCUUGUUGUGUGGAAAAUAA